UCCAAAAAAAGUGAAACAUGGAACGGCAACAAGUUACUCUGCUACAGAUCCUUAUAUCCUUAUCAUUGCACCUUAUAAGCCUUUCAUUCGCAUUGAAUCACUUUUUUAUUCCUGAAAGCGAUGAGCUGUUUAGUGAGUGCCCCAACAAGCCAGGAGUUUCUUUCGUGGAUAAGAUGGCGGAUCUUUCCCUAUUGAGUCUUAAAAAAGAUGUAGAUGGUGCAGUGAAUAUAUCGGGAAACAUUACCAUGAAAUGGGAUGUUGAACAUUUAAAUCGCGUCGCGGUUGAAGUGAGCGUACACAAGUUUGAAGGAGGAACUUGGAAGCCAACUGUUUUCAAGGGGGGUGAUACUGACUUCUGCAAUUCCUUUUUUGAGAAGAACACUAUUUAUUAUCCCUACUCGACCAAACACGUAAUCAACAAGCAGCAAAUUAAGGACAAAUGCAUUACAACUCCAGAAACCGUCCUAGUCCUGGAACCCUAUAUCCUGAAAAUAUUAAUUAAUUACGCAGUGCCUCUAACUCCGGGACGUCACAAGGCUGUCAUUUUGUUUUCUGCAUUCGAAAAAUCUGGAGUUAAGCUUGAAAGGGACAUAUGCUUGGAAAUUGUUGGCGAUAUAGUGAAUAUCUGAGAGCAAUUAUUCAUUUUACUUUUAUUAAAGCUUACUCCGUAUUAAUAUUAACGAGAUGUAUUCAAAUAUUUUAUUCAACAUAAUAAAGCUAAAAACGAUUUUUUAGUUGUUACAUGUACUGAACAUGGAACUAAAUUGUUUGCGAUCAGUACUUGUUAUGAUAGUACUUUUAAAAUCAGAGACCAAAAUAUUUUAUUUUUAUAAUUAAACAAAGACAAAUGAAAUAGACACAAUCGAAUUAUCAUCUUGGACUUUGCGCUUCACAUUAAAAACCGUUGAGAAUAUUAGAAUUAAGCUUAGCACGUUAAAAAUUGUAUUUCAUAGGUGGUUG
Drosophila yakuba is the source of this 960-nucleotide messenger RNA. RefSeq lists its product as uncharacterized. NCBI's taxonomy places the organism in Eukaryota, Metazoa, Arthropoda, Insecta, Diptera, Drosophilidae. The transcript is spliced from 3 exons. The record is from RefSeq and is a predicted model, not a curated record. The coding region runs from base 18 to 629 and encodes 203 amino acids.